Messenger RNA from Cylicocyclus nassatus, 1121 nucleotides. The record is from the annotation of a GenBank genome assembly. Lineage: Eukaryota; Metazoa; Nematoda; Chromadorea; Rhabditida; Strongylidae.
AGGUGCUUCUGUGUGUAGCCGUAGCAAAAAGCUGUGAGGCAGAUCUUCUUCGACUUCUUAUUUUUACAAAGAUGGGCCGAAUCCAAGGAGUAUUUCUGAUAACGGGCGCAAAUCGUGGGAUCGGAUUGGAAAUGACUCGAUCCUUGUUAACUAUGUCUGAUGUAUGUAGAGUGUACGCUGGCUGCCGUGAUAGGGAGAAAGCUGAGAAACUCCGCAACUUGCAAGAUCCUAAAAAGAAGCUUCGUGUUGUGGAACUGGAUGUUUCCAAAGACUGGAGCAUAAAAAACGCGUUAGAGGCUGUUGCUAAAGAAAGUGGACACAUCAAUGUGCUAAUAAACAAUGCAGCUAUACUUGAGAAGGAUCACAAAGGAGGAAUCCCAGAUGGCGACCGAGGAGCCUGGCUACGACAUUUUGACAUCAACAUUGUGUCUUAUGCGAUGAUGAUUCAAGAGUGUCUUCCAUUACUGCGGGUUUCAAUGUCACAACAAAAACCCGCAACUAUAAUUAAUAUAUCUGGUAGAAAAGGAUCUAUCGAACUAUGCACGGGCACAGAGGAGGUCCACGGUAAUUAUGCAUACAUGUGCAGCAAGGCCGCAGUAAAUCAACUCACCCGUGUACUUUCUCUGGAAUAUCCAUCUAUGCUUGUUGUGUCGAUGUGUCCUGGAUGGAAUCGAACAGAUAUGGGUGGACCAAAAGGUAUGAAAGAUCCGUCCGAAACGGCUCCAGAGCUUCUGAAUACAGUAAACGCUAUGGUUACCUCUGAACAUUCCGGAAAAUUUUGGGACCGAAAAGGGAGACCCAUCCCCUACUAAGAGGCUUUCUUCUGUAUACAUAAAACCAACUAUGCUCAUAAUACUGUAACAGUGAGUGUUUUGUAUAUGUUGUACCUAGUGUACUCUUCAUUAAACAUAGUUACUGAGCAGCCUUACCUCUUUUGUGAACUUGACAUCAGUGACUAAGUGGGUCACGCAUAAAUGUGUAGUGACUCAUCUCGCAGAUUAUAUGAACGUAGUUUGUUAAUGAAUGUACUCAGAGGUUUGUUUCAACUUGCGAUGUACCAAACUUGCCAAAACUCAAAAUCUUAUAAAACUUUUCACCUCUAAAUUCUGUGAUAGUAUGCG